Molecule: messenger RNA, 7870 nt
Organism: Cololabis saira (Pacific saury)
Lineage: Eukaryota; Metazoa; Chordata; Actinopteri; Beloniformes; Belonidae
Gene: ptch1
Product: patched 1
Exons: 24
Coding region: 399-5111 (1570 amino acids)
Biological process (GO): smoothened signaling pathway
Cellular component (GO): plasma membrane
Molecular function (GO): hedgehog family protein binding; smoothened binding; hedgehog receptor activity
Source: RefSeq, a predicted model, not a curated record
GAGAGGUCUUUUUCUCCCCUUCUAUUGAAUCUCGGAGUUGGCCGUGACGCGCGGCCCAGGGGAAGAAGAGCGCAGAGAUCUCAGCAGAAUGCUGCGACCAUCGAGCUUUCUGAUGCGCGCUUUUUGAGAGUAAAAACUCGCCUCUUUUUCUUUUGGAUGAGCCACGGUGAACCGCAGUUUGAGAGAGCGCUGGAGACCCGCUCCGGAUCACGCAAUGUGGGGAUGGAAGGCGCAGACUUUGACUUGCCGUCUCCGACAGGAGUAUGAAGUCCUACUUCGCGGACCGUGUGAGAUCUCCGAGAGUGAAACUCUGUCGCCUUGGGAUAUCGCCGCACGCUUUCGGGGAAAUAAUACUAUAAAGUGGGAAACGGUCUCCACCUCCUCGCAGUCCCCGCAACAUGGCCUCGGCCGCUAAUGCACCCUCCUCCGAGCAGGAAAACAGAGACCCCGACCGGCCGAGGAUAACGCGGAGGAACAGGGGGGACUAUUCCCGCAACACACCGCUGGAUUUGGAGUAUUUGCAACGGCCGAGCUACUGCGAUGCGGGCUUUGCUCUGGAGCAGAUAUCCCAGGGGAAGGCAACUGGGAGGAAAGCACCUCUGUGGCUGAGAGCGAAGUUCCAGAGACUUUUAUUUAGGCUGGGCUGUUACAUACAAAAGAACUGCGGGAAGUUUUUGGUUUUGGGCCUCAUGAUUUUUGGAGCCUUUGCUGUGGGCUUAAAGGCAGCUAAUUUGGAAACGGAUGUGGAGAAACUCUGGGUUGAAGUUGGUGGGCGUGUAAACCAGGAACUAAAGUACACGCGGCAGAAGAUAGGUGAGGAGUCAAUGUUUAAUCCCCAGCUGAUGAUCCAGACGCCGCGGGAGGAGGGAGCCAACGUUCUGACGGUGGAAGCGCUCCUGCAGCACCUGGAAUCAGCUAUCCGAGCCAGCAGAGUUCAUGUUUACCUUUAUGACAGACAAUGGAAAUUGGAACACUUAUGCUACAAAUCAGGAGAAUUAGUCACAGAAAAUCACUUCAUGGAUCAGAUCAUAGAAAAGCUACAUCCCUGCCUCGUCAUCACACCUUUGGACUGUUUCUGGGAAGGAGCGAAACUCCACUCUGGAAUGGUCUAUCUCCCAGGUAAGGAUCCUUUGCAGUGGACCAACUUUGACCCUAAGGAGUUCCUUGAGGACUUACAAAGGGCGAAUAUCCCUGUGGAAAGCUUUAGGGAAAUGUUGAAAAAGGCAGACGUCGGGCAUGGCUACAUGGAUAGACCCUGUCUGAACCCUGCUGACCCCGACUGCCCCCUCUCUGCACCCAAUAAGAAUUCAACCAAGCGGUUCGAUGUGGCGCGGGCCCUGAGCGGCGGCUGCCACGGCGUGUCCAGGAACUACAUGCACUGGCAGGAGGAACUGAUUGUAGGAGGGACCACCAAGAACGGCAGUGGACCCCUGCUCAGCGCCCAGGCCUUACAGACCAUGUUUCAGCUGAUGACUCCCAAGCAAAUGUUUGAGCACUUUCGGGGGUAUGAAGAGGUUUCCCACAUCAACUGGAACGAAGAAAAGGCUGCUGCUAUCCUGGAAGCCUGGCAGAGGAGAUACUCAGAGGCAGUGCUACAGAGCGUGGCGGCAAAUUCGUCUCAGAAGGUUUUGUCAUUCACCACCACCACUCUGGAAGACAUUCUCAAGUCUUUUUCUGACGUCAGCGUCAUCCGUGUAGCCAGUGGAUAUCUGCUGAUGCUGGCCUACGCGUGUCUGACCAUGCUACGGUGGGACUGUGCCAAGUCCCAGGGUGCUGUGGGGCUGGCAGGUGUCCUGCUGGUGACGCUGUCCGUGGCAGCUGGUCUGGGCCUCUGUUCUCUCCUGGGCAUCUCCUUCAACGCUGCCACCACGCAGGUUCUUCCCUUCUUGGCUCUGGGGGUCGGAGUGGACGACGUCUUUCUCCUCGCUCACGCGUUCAGUGAGACUGGACAGAACAAGAGGAUUCCUUUCGAGGACCGCACGGGGGAGUGUCUGAAGAGAACGGGGGCCAGCGUGGCUCUCACCUCCAUCAGCAAUGUCACAGCCUUCUUCAUGGCCGCCCUCAUCCCCAUCCCAGCGCUCAGGGCCUUUUCUCUACAGGCUGCAGUUGUGGUGGUGUUUAACUUUGCCAUGAUGCUGCUCAUCUUUCCUGCCAUCCUCAGCAUGGAUCUUUAUAGACGAGAAGACAGACGUUUUGACAUUUUCUGCUGCUUCUACAGCCCGUGUGCCAAUCGUGUGAUACAGAUCGAGCCCCAGGCGUACCUGGAUGGAGCGGACCCAAGCCGCUACAGCCCUCCGCCGUCAUACCGCUCCCCUCCUCCUUCAUAUCACACGCCUCCCCCAGGCUACAACAGCCCCCCUCCCUCCUACAGUAGUCACGGCUUUGCCCAGCAGACCCAGAUCACCAUGCAGUCCACCGUGCAGCUCAGGACAGAAUACGAUCCCCGCACUCAGGCCUUCUACACCACCGCCGAGCCCAGGUCCCAGAUCUCCGUGCAGCCUAUGAACCCAGCUCCGACUAGGGGGAACCUAAACAGUGACUAUUACAACAACAACAACAACACGAGCAGCAGCAUGAACAGCAGUCACGGCAAUCCCAGCAACAGCAACAAUAACAGCGGCAGCAGAGGCAACGGGGCAUCUCGCGGCGCUGCCAACUUCUCUCAUCAUUAUCCCGCCCCGUCGGCCGCUGCACCCACAUUGAGCGCCUGCUCAGGUCCUCAGGGUGACGCCUCGUCCACGUGCCAGAGUCCAGAGAACAACAGUUCCACACGGGACCUGCUGUCCCAGAUCGGAGAGGCCUCGCUCGGCCUGCGCUGCCUGGAGUCCCCCUGCUCCCGCUGGACUCUGGCCUCUUUCGCUGAGAAGCACUACGCUCCUUUUCUCCUGCAGCCCACCACCAAGGUGGUUGUGAUUGUGCUGUUCCUCUGCCUGCUGGGAGUCAGUUUAUACGGGACCACCCAGGUGAGGGACGGCCUGGAGCUGACGGACAUCGUACCCAGAGAAACCAGCGAGUACGACUUCAUCGGCACCCAGUUCAAGUUCUUCUCCUUCUACAAUAUAUAUGUGGUGACGCAGCGUGCAGAAUAUGCUCAGAUCCAGCCGCUGCUGUACCAGCUCCACCAGAGGUUUCACACUGUUCGCUAUGUGCUGAAAGAGGACAACGGUCAGCUGCCUCGCAUGUGGCUCCACUACUUCAGGGACUGGCUGCAAGGACUCCAGCAGGCUUUUGACAAGGACUGGGAGGCCGGCCGCAUCACCCUCAGCGGCUACAGGAACGGCUCUGACGAUGGCGUCCUGGCAUACAAACUGUUGGUGCAAACAGGACGCAGGGACAAGCCCAUCAACUUCAACCUGCUUACUCGCCAUAGGCUUGUGGAUGCAGAUGGGAUUAUCAAUCCUGGAGCUUUUUAUAUCUACCUAACCGCCUGGGUCAGUAAUGAUCCUGUAGCAUAUGCUGCCUCCCAGGCCAACAUCCGUCCACACCCUCCCGAGUGGCUCCACGACCGUACUGACUCCAUGCCCGAGACACGUCUCAGCAUUCCCGCUGCUGAGCCCAUCGAAUACGCACAGUUCCCCUUCUACCUCAACGGGCUCCGGGAGACACCACAGUUCGUGGAGGCCAUAGAGAGCGUACGGGCCAUCUGCAGUAACUACAGCCAACAGGGCCUGCCCUCCUACCCCAACGGCUACCCUUUCCUGUUCUGGGAACAGUACGUUAGUCUGCGCCACUGGCUGCUCCUCUCCAUCAGCGUCGUGCUUGCCUGCACCUUUUUAGUGUGUGCCCUUUUUCUGCUCAACCCGUGGACCGCUGGCAUCAUCGUGUUGGUGCUCUCUCUCAUGACUGUAGAGCUGUUUGGCUUCAUGGGGCUGAUGGGAAUCAAGCUGAGCGCCGUCCCCGUCGUCAUUCUUAUCGCCUCUGUGGGCAUCGGAGUGGAGUUCACUGUCCAUGUGGCCCUGGCAUUCCUGACAGCCAUAGGGGAUCGUCACAAGCGGGCAGUGCUGGCCCUGGAGCACAUGUUUGCUCCGGUGCUGGAUGGAGCCUUUUCCACGUUACUAGGUGUCCUAAUGCUCGCAGGCUCUGAGUUCGACUUUAUAGUCAGGUAUUUCUUUGCAGUGUUAGCCAUCCUAACAGUUCUCGGAGUACUGAAUGGAUUGGUACUCCUCCCAGUAUUACUAUCGUACUUUGGGCCAUAUCCAGAGGUAUCACCAGCCGAUGGCCGUAGCCGGUUACCGACCCCGUCUCCGGAGGCGCCUCCUCACGUGGUCCACUUCUCUGUCCAUCCUCGCACAAAUGCAGCCACCACUACCGGUACUUCUGGUGCAGCUUCGGACUCGUCAGACUCGGAGUACAGCUCUAACACCACGGGGUCUGGAGUCAGUCAGGAGGUGCCAAAUAUCAACCUGCACCGACAGAGAGGACAAACUCGAAUGGAGGAGCAGCAGUACCACCUCCAAACCAGCAGAGGCAGAACAGCCAGGACAGAGGAGGAAAGAAGAGCUGGAUCAGGACACAGGCGCUCUGCCAGACAGUCUGACCCACCUGCCCAUACUGUGCCUUCGUCUGUCUCCUCUCAGGGUUGUGAUUCUGGACUCCAGCAUCGGGUUACUCAGCGAAGCAGCAGCAGGGACCUCAGGAGCCAGUCACACCGGCAGGCCCCGCCCCCGACCCGCCCUCGCACAGACGCUUUUGAAACUGCUACUGAGGCCGGGAGCCAUCACGGCUCGCAGGGCCACAGAGAACACUCAGCAGGCCGCAGAGGUCGCUCUACCCAAAACCCACAACCUAACCACCACCUCCCACACCACCACUCCAACCUGACCCCAUUUUGCCAACCCAUUACCACGGUAACGGCGUCGGCCUCAGUCACCGUCGCAGUUCAUCCGGCACCCCUGUCCAGCCAGGGCCCGGGAUACGCUGCGACGGACAGUUACUGCUCACCGGGGCCGCAGGAGCCGCAGGAGCAGGAGGAGCAGGAGCCUACAUUCCAGGACCCACACGUGCCGCUGUACACCCACACGGGGGCCAGAGGAGUCAAGGUGGAGACUGUGGAGCUCCAAGAUCUGGAGUUUGAGGCAGCUGAGAGCGACAGAGGCAGAGGGGCUAGCUGAGUUCUGGAGAACAAAAGCACUCCGGCCAAAGAUGGACUACUCUGUAUUACUAAGCAGCUGACCAAGCUUGGCACCGCCCAGCUCAGCAUCGCCCAACGUUGCUCGCUCCAACCCUAUACUGCGAGAAGCUCGCCAGUGCUGCCAUAAUGGUGCUCAUCGUUACUGUAAACCAGCGGACUAUUGUUUUACAUAUUUUUAUCUGUAUUUAAAAGAUGUAUACAUAUGUAAAUAUGAACAAAAACUAGGUAUAAUUUUAGGAGCUGUAGAACUCCUCCAGUUAACAAACAGAGGCUACUAUUUUCUAUUUGUGUGUGUGUGUGUGUGUGUGUGUGUGUGUGUGUGUGUGUGUGUGUGUGUGUGUGUGUGUGUGUGUGUGUGUGUGUGUGUGUGUGUGUGUGUGUGAAGGUGUUAGAUCUCUGAUUAUUCUUCACUUAACUGUGGAACUGUGUCAUUAGGAAGCUUCAUCAAGACAAAAAUACCUGUCAGCAUUCACUGUUGCUGCUUAAAAUAUUUUGAAAUAAUGUACACUUCUGACUCUAUGCAAAUAUGUCUUUAAACAAAAGGAGAGAUCUGUCUUGGUAUAUGUUUGCGGGUGCGUGAGAGGAGGGCAUGUGUUGGGCUGUAUAAUGUGAAACAGCCUCAGUAUUUUCUGGCUAAUUCAACAGAUAAAUCCUCAGAGUACACUUCCAUUUACACUCAUUUAAAACAUGAGGGAAAUUGUUAAAAUUCUCAAACAAAGCUAUUGUAUAAGUUGUGCUGUGCGUGGGUGUGUUUGUGCGUGUUUUUAUUAUUGUAUAAAAGGUACGCUUGUAAAACUUUUUUUUCUUAUCACAAACCUGUGGUAGUUAUGAAACAAUUACUGUUUUAACUUGACACGCCAUGCGUGCUAUUUAAGAUGAGCUGAUAUGAAGAAAUUUUAAAAAUAUGUUUUAUUUCAUCCUUGUUUUGUUUGUUUGAUUGUCUUUCUUUUUUUUUUUUUUUAGUAAUUGACUUAGAACCUGUUUCUGCACUCAGCUUUGUCUCACUGUCUGUUAGGCUGGUUGUAUUUUACUGUAAGAGGUUUUGUAUUUUAUUUUUUUGUUUUAACCCUGGCAGGCUCUUAACAGGUUCUGUCUUGUAUACUGACAUGCGAGCAGUAAACACACCUCAGAAAUUCACUCUACCUUUAUGGGAACCUUCACAUUACUGGUUCUUGAACAGGGUCAACACAGGGUGCUAUCUCUGCGCCUUAAGUGGCUGUGUCUUGUGGAUAAGCUAAAGCUCAGAUUCUAUACUGUAUGACCCAAUUCAAAAUGGCACUUGACGGCAUCUCACUCACAGGAAUAUCUCACCUGAAGUAGCUCUUUCUGUCCAUUCGAUAAGCUAGACCAUGACGCCUGCUAAGGGCUAAGCCUUGAAUGGCCUAGCAAUACGCUUUGUGUGUGUCACAGUUUGUUUAGUCAUUUACAUGUGCAGGCUCAUCCCCAAACUCUGUCUUUUCCCCCUUUUGUUUUGUGAUAGUAAAGACAACUGGUCCUAGUUGGACCACAGACCCCAGCCCAGAUAAAUCCACAACAUAAUGCCAUGACACUAAUUGGAUGUCUCCCAUUCAGCUGCAAAAUUGUGCAGGCCAGAGUUUUGUGGUGGGGCUGGGGGUGGGAGGCCGGCGGUGUCUCCGACGGCCGCUCUCUCCACCGGCAUUGGCCAGUUUCUAUCUGCAUGUGUCGGUGCCAGAAGGCACACCCGUAACCUCGUCAGCCCCCUUUGGCCUGCCCACACACUCCCUCCACACCUCCAGUUUUUACACUCUCACUUCCUGUUGAACACUCGCAGCUCUUCCCAGAGGUCUUUGCAGUUUACCCCCUUCUGUUCAACAACUUACAUCAGCUGCUUGCAUGAAUUAGGUUGUUCUGUUGGUUUUAAGGUUUCUCCCAUUGUCACAUUGGCAGCAGCGGAGGGACUCAAAGCAGGCAACUAUUUUAUUCAUUUCUACAUGUUUUUUGUUUGUUUGUUUGUUCGUUUGUUCAAUUGUGAUAUUUAUAUUUUUGUAAUAUAAAAUAUGUUGGGUUUUUUUCUUUCAUUAUUGUUGUGAUGCCAGUGGAUAACAAAUGCAGGGAUUUUUAAGUCUAUUGAAAAAAAACACUAUUACAGUUUGAUUUUUUUUUUUUUUUUUUUUUACAUUAAUGGACUCGACUCUGUAUAAAGUGCUUACUAAUGUUAAAUAGGAAAAAAAAAAAAAGAAUGUUUAACAUUUUACACUACAGGUCUCAUCAUAGCUCUUAGAGGAUUUUAAAAGGAAAAAAAAAAUUCAGUGGUUCUUCCAGACUGUCAUUUUGGUCUUGGUCGGCGUGGAUUUAUGCUGUUUUCAGUUACAAAGAUAAAUGUAUGCCAUAUAAUUUAUUUAUAUGAAAAUUUAUUUUUGUAGUGUACAUAGUAGUUGUCAAGGUAUUUGACAGAAGUAUAUUUCUAAAGAGUUUAUAUGUAAUGAUAUACCAUAACAGAAAAAAAAGCCUUAAGGUGCACACUUUUGUUGCUAACUGUCUUGAGAGACAACAUUGACACCUCCCCUUCAGUAUUAUGUUCCAGUCCGAGGAGAGAGACAGCUGUUUCUAUGGGUUCGUCAGAGGCUAGCCAUGAAAAUAGUAAAAGUUGUACUAGCUCUCUAAAAAAAACAAAACAAAACAAAAAAAAAUGUUCAAACACUGAUAGAAUUCUAACAAAUGAAAAUAUAACUUAUUUCCCUCUUUGUUCAUAACUUUAAAUAAAUGAAAACUUAAAAA